Acaromyces ingoldii is the source of this 1292-nucleotide messenger RNA. Its product is annotated as Arabinanase/levansucrase/invertase. Lineage: Eukaryota; Fungi; Basidiomycota; Exobasidiomycetes; Exobasidiales; Cryptobasidiaceae. The transcript is spliced from 13 exons. Gene Ontology annotation, biological process: carbohydrate metabolic process. Bases 87 to 1292 code for a protein of 401 amino acids. Gene Ontology annotation, molecular function: hydrolase activity, hydrolyzing O-glycosyl compounds. The record is from RefSeq and is a predicted model, not a curated record.
GACGUCCUGAAUGAUUGUCUCCCUUGAACGCAGACCUCCAUCUUGGGCUCUCUAUCCUCAUCACACGGUCCGAAGAGCUCUCCGCUAUGCAGUCGUCACAGGUUGACCGACGACAGCGCCGCUUCCUGACUCUGGUCUUCGUACCACUCGCGUUUUCUCUGUUCCUCUACCUCUCGAUGUCCGGAUCGACCAGCCGCGCCGACGAGGGUGCUAUGCUGCUGCACAAACGGUCGCAUCUUGCAAGCAGCCACGUACGCUCUAACUCCAUGAUCAUGCGCAGCGCCAGGCUUAGAUCACCCUCAUCGCGGGGGCCAUUGGCAUUGCCGAGGGACGGGUUCCUGGAGACAAUGGCAGACGCUGUCACAGGUGGAGGCGGAGAUACAACGGCGGCACAGGCUGGCGUCACCAAUCCACUCGGCCGUGGACAAGAUCCAAAUCCUUUUUCGAGAGAAGAAGACGGCGUCCGUACCUACUAUUUUCCCACCAUCGACUUUGGUACCGGCGUGUACAUGCAGACGUCGACCGAUCUCAACACUGUUCUGUCGGUUCCAACAAACGAGAAAAAGAUCUUUACGUACGACAAGGAAGUCGGCACGGAGGCGCCUGCUUACUUCCGAUGGGACGAUGAUAACAACCUCCUCGUCAUCAGCUCAGUGGGACCGCAGGGAAAUGGAUUACUUAGGAUGUUACACAGCACCAGCCAAGAUCUCUUGACGGGAUGGGAGGAUCUCGGGCCCGUCAAGGACGGCAGUGGGAACAAGCUUGUCAAUUACGACGGCUUCAUCUUUCAGCAUCCUAACGGGAAGCGCUAUCUCUUGUAUUCGGCCUUGAAGUCCAUCCUUAUCACCGAGCUCACCUCGUUCAACACCGUCGGAAAGAGUCUGACGAUCGUCACUGGAAAUGGUCAAGUCAUCGAGGCACCGGCUGCUUUUAUCUCUGGCGACACGCUGAACUUGCUCUGGAGCGAGAAUGGCUUCGCCACGCCCGAUUACAACACCCGAAGAAGGGCAGUCUCGACACAUUCAGAUCCGAUGGACCCAAGCACUUGGCGCUUUGCGGACUCCAAGACAAUUUUGCAGUCGGGCAAUGGAGUCUACGGUACAGGUUCAGUCGGCGUCUUUACCGGCCCAGACGGACAACCAUGGCUUGCCUAUACCUGCUUCUAUGACCCCAACGGCUUUCCUCAGUCGAUCAAUCCUCGCAGAGUCCAGGCUCAACCUCUGGUGAUUGAAAACGACGUCAUUCAAUCGAUGGAACCAGACGCACCAACAGGGCCUACGGGAACAACCUGA